Molecule: messenger RNA, 603 nt
Organism: Gamsiella multidivaricata
Lineage: Eukaryota; Fungi; Mortierellomycota; Mortierellomycetes; Mortierellales; Mortierellaceae
Product: Glyoxalase/Bleomycin resistance protein/Dihydroxybiphenyl dioxygenase
Exons: 3
Coding region: 32-526 (164 amino acids)
Biological process (GO): L-methylmalonyl-CoA metabolic process
Cellular component (GO): mitochondrion
Molecular function (GO): methylmalonyl-CoA epimerase activity
Source: RefSeq, a predicted model, not a curated record
GACUUCUUUUUCCUCUCCACUCACACACAACAUGAUCCGCCCAUUCCUCUCCCGCGCAUUCCCCGCCCAGGCCAUCUCCAAACGCGCACUGUCGACUGGUGUCCCCAAGACCUCUCCACUCUGGAGUCUCGGUCGACUGAACCAUGUUGCCAUUGCUGUGCCGGAUAUUGAUCAAUCGACGGCGUUUUACCGCGACUUGAUGGGCGCCAAAGUCAGCGAGAAAGUGCCAUUGCCCGAGCACGGUGUAUACACCGUCUUUGUAGAGUUGGGCAACACCAAGAUUGAGCUGCUUCACCCAUAUGGUGAGAAUUCACCAAUCCAGGGAUUCCUCAACAAGAACAAGUCUGGAGGCAUUCAUCAUAUCUGUAUUGAGGUCGACGAUGUCACCAAGGCCGUCAACGACCUGAUGGCCAAGGGUAUCAAGGCAUUGAAUCCCAUUCCCAAGAUUGGCGCUCACGGAAAGCCAGUCGUCUUUUUGCACCCCAAAGAUUGCCAUGGUACCUUGGUCGAGCUUGAGCAGAGUUAGAGAGAUGCGGGAUGUCCUUCUAGAAGCGAAUGGGAAUGAAAUAAAGAUUUAAAAACGUCAUUUCAAUCGGCGAAGGC